Molecule: messenger RNA, 9823 nt
Organism: Stegostoma tigrinum
Lineage: Eukaryota; Metazoa; Chordata; Chondrichthyes; Orectolobiformes; Stegostomatidae
Gene: npc1l1
Product: NPC1-like 1
Exons: 21
Coding region: 668-4738 (1356 amino acids)
Cellular component (GO): membrane
Molecular function (GO): lipid carrier activity
Source: RefSeq, a predicted model, not a curated record
CCCUGCUUUUCUAUGAUGGUUUACAGUGGCCACCCCCUCCUCAGGUCAGUGUCAAACAAAACUAGAAUUCAGACUUCUGCUGUAGCAAUGGUUCUGCAUUCAUUGGAUGGUCAUCGACACCACAGAUUGUCAAGGAUCAACCAUCAAAGGUUAAAGGAGCUGUCAACGUGAAGCUGUGCGGUGCUAGCCACAAGAUCCUUGGAGGUGAAUUCCAGAGAUCCACCCUUGACCUUAUUUGACCUGGCAGGAGUUCAGUGGUGGGCCAUCCGGGAUGUCAUUGUACCGUUUCAACCCUCCCCCGACAACAUCUCACAUUUGUGGUCAUAGUCCAGUGAGCCCCACUACCUGACGAAGAUCUAUAGGAGGUCGGUGAGGGCCCUUCUGGAGCACUGCGUCCGCUUCUGGUCUCCCCGUUAUCGGAAGGACGUUAUUAAACUGCAGAGGGCUCGGAAGAGAUUUACCGGGAUGUUGCCGGCAAUGGGAGGGUUUGAGUUAUCGGGAGAGGCUGGGACCUUUUUACCACUGCAGGUGGAGGGGUGACCUUAUCGAGGUUUGUAAAAUCAUGAGGGGCACAGGAGCCCGUGACCGUUUGCACUCGCCACGUUGCCCAUUGAAUCGGCCCUAGUGAUGACAAUUCUGUGAGGACAGACAACAGAGGGAACGGAGAAUGUGGCUGGAGGGGUUUGUUGUUCCGUCACUGCUCAGCCUCGUCUCUGUUGGGGCGACCUACACCUCCGUCCACCAGGCCGGCUACUGUGCCUUCUACGAGGACUGCGGCAGGAACCCCGAGGUGAGCGGCAGCCUGAUUCCGGCCCGGGUGCCGUGCCUGUACAACGGGCCGGCCAAGCGGGUGACGGGCAGCGCCCACCUGCAGCUGCUGCGGCGGGUCUGCCCGAUGCUGGUGGGGCCGGAGGUCCCCCUGGCCUGCUGCUCGGCCCGGCAGCUGGAGAUGCUGGAGAAGAGCCUGGCGAUGUCCAAGCCGCUCCUGAGCCGGUGCCCGUCCUGCGUGGACAACUUUGUUAACCUGUACUGCCAGAACACAUGCUCGCCGGACCAGAGUGUGCACAUCAACGUGACCCGGGCCUUCCGCGCCAACGUCUCCGGCUUGCUCAUCGACGCUGUGCUCGAGUACCAGUGCUACUACAGCAGUCGCUUCGCCGAGGGCAGCUACAACUCGUGCCGCAACGUUCGCAUCCCCUCUACCGGUGGCUACGCCAUCUCCCCAAUGUGCGGCAAGUACGGGGCCGCGCUCUGCAAUGCCGAACGCUGGCUGCGUUUCCAGGGAGACAGCUCCAACGGCCUAGCACCGCUCGACAUCCACUUCGUCCUGGUGCCACCGAUCAGCAACGGCUCGACCCCGGGCCCGGGCCCGGGGGGGGGCAUCGUGCCUUACGACGGCGCCUUCCAUCGGUGCGACCAGCCCUCAGGACCCGGGGGCCAGGCCUGCUCCUGCCUGGACUGCGUGGAGUCGUGCCCGGCGUUGCCCCCACCCCCUCCGCCCCCGGGGCCUUGGAUGUUAGGCCAGAUGGACGGACCCCUGGCGCUGGGCCUGAUCCUCUUCACCGGGGCUGUCCUCCUCUUCGCCUGCCUCCUCUUCCUCCUCAGGCAGUGGCCAGGCGGCCAUGAGAAGAACGAGGCCCCGAAGGUUACCUGCACCGGGCCUCCCCCCUCCACGUCCACACAGCAGAAGCUGAGUUGGGUUUUCCAGGUCUGGGGAACGGCGGUGGCUCGGCACCCGGUGCCUGUCCUGCUGGCAUCCUGUGCCGCUGUGGCCGUGCUCUCCUGCGGCCUGGUCUUCGUGAAACUGACCACCGACCCUGUGGAGCUGUGGUCAGCCCCCGACAGCCAGGCACGCAGUGAGAAGGCCUUCCACGAUGCCCAGUUUGGGCCCUUCUUCCGCACCAACCAGAUCAUCGUGACAGCUGGGCCUGAUGGUCGCCCGGGAUACACCUACGACUCAGUGUUCUUCGGGCCUACGGCCUUCAGCGGCCUCUUCGCCUCCAAGGAACUGCUCCUGCAGCUGCUGGACCUCCAGACCCGGCUGCAGGCCAUCAGUGUCUGGUCGGAGACAGCGCGCAGGAACAUCACGCUGAAGGAUAUCUGCUACGCCCCGCUGAACCCCGACAGCCCUGGGCCUACCGACUGCGCUGUCAACAGCCUGCUACAGUACUUCCAGAACAACAGGAGCCUCAUCGACACUGUCGCCAACCAAACCAUGGCAGGGGUGACUGGCACCGUGGACUGGAGGGAUCACUUCCUCUACUGCAUCAACUCGCCUCUCUCCUUCAAGGACAGUACAGAAUUGGGAAUGAGCUGCAUGGCAGACUACGGAGCGCCUGUGUUUCCAUUCCUGGCUGUCGGCGGGUAUGAAGGUGAAGAUUUCAGCAAGGCAGAAGCGUUCAUCAUGACCUUCUCUCUAAACAACUACCCACCCGGUGACCCCAAACAUGAAUUUGUCUUGCUCUGGGAGCGCGAAUACUUGAAGAUUCUCCAGGACUACAAACAUAACAAGUCCAUCAACUUCAGCAUUGUCUACAUGUCAGAGCGGUCCCUGGAGGAUGAGAUCAACAGAACUACGGCAGAAGACAUUCCCAUUUUUGCCAUCAGUUACCUGGUGAUAUUCAUCUACAUCGCCUUGGCGCUCGGGGAGUACACAAGUUGGCGAACCAUCAUGGUCGACUCGAAGGUGACGCUGGGGCUCGGCGGGAUUCUCGUGGUCCUGGGCGCAGUUUUUGCAUCCAUGGGGUUCUACGCCUAUGCUGGGGUGCCGUCCUCGCUCAUCAUCCUCGAGGUGGUCCCCUUCCUGGUGCUGGCCAUUGGGGCAGACAACCUCUUCAUCCUCGUCCUUCAGUACCAGAGGGACGAGAGGCGAGCGGAAGAAGGGACGGAGGAGCAGAUUGGCCGUGUCCUGGGAGACGUGGCUCCCAGCAUGCUCCUCUGCAGCAUCUCCGAAUCAAUCUGCUUCUUCCUGGGUGCCCUCACCAAGAUGCCGGCCGUCCGCAGCUUCGCACUCUACGCAGCGCUGGCCAUCCUGUUCGAUUUCCUCCUCCAGAUCUCAGCGUUUGUAGCUCUAAUGUCCCUGGACGUGAAAAGAGAGGAGAAAAACAGAUUCGAUAUCUGUUGCUGCGUCCGUGCAAAAGUCGGAAAGCGGAAGAAGAGAAAUGAGGGGUUUUUGCUGCCAUUGAUGAGGGAAUAUUACGCCCCAUUUCUGCUUCACCCUGUCACCAGGAUAAUCGUGAUCAUAUUGUUUAUCUUCAUGGUGUGCGCUGCAAUAUUUUUAAUGCUUCACGUUCAAGUGGGACUCGAUCAGGAACUUUCUUUGCCAAAGGGCUCGUACAUGUUGGAUUACUUUGCGGCCCUCAACAAGUAUUUUGAGGUGGGCGUCCCUGUGUAUUUUGUCACCACCGCUGGCUACAAUUUCUCUACCAUUGAUGGCAUGAAUGGCGUCUGCUCUAGCGUGGGCUGUGACAACAACUCCAUGACCCAGAAGAUCCAAUACGCCACAGAGUUCCCUCAGGUGUCUUACAUGGCCAUCCCGGCAUCUUCCUGGGUCGACGACUUCAUCGACUGGCUCAACCCGAUAUCGCGGUGCUGCCGGCUCUUCGUUACGGGGCCCAAUGCUGGCGAGUUCUGCCCGGCAACCAACAAUCAGCUUAACUGCCGUAAGACGUGCAUGGCGUCCAAUCAGAACGGUAUCAUCCGGCCAGACAUCGAGAAGUUCAAUCUGUACCUGCCCAGAUUCCUGAAUGAUAUUCCCACCCUCCAGUGCUCCAAGGGGGGUCUGGGAGCUUAUGGAAAUGCGGUGAAAAGAGACCCGAAUGGUGCGAUCUUGGCCUCCAGAUUCAUGGCUUACCACACCCCACUGAAAAAUUCACAGGAGUACACUGCUGCGCUGAAGAUAGCCCGUGAGAUCGCUGCCAACAUCACAGAGAGCAUGAGGGAAGUCCCGGGGACCCAUCCAAACUUCGAAGUCUUCCCAUACACGAUCACCUAUGUAUAUUACGAGCAGUACCUGACCAUAGUGAAUGAGGGCCUCUUCAACAUCGGACUGUGCCUGAUCCCGACAUUUGUGGUCUGCUGCAUCCUGCUGGGAAUGGACAUUCACUCGGGAUUCCUGAACCUGAUCACUAUCGUGAUGAUCAUCGUGGACACAGUCGGGGUGAUGACCCUGUGGGACAUUCCCUACAACGCCGUGUCCCUCAUCAAUCUCGUGACGGCGGUUGGCAUUUCCGUGGAGUUUGUCUCUCACCUCACGCGCUCCUUCGCCAUGAGCACCAAGGAGAAUAAGGUGCAGCGUGCCAAGGAGGCCACAUACACCAUGGGUAGCGCGGUGUUUGCAGGCGUGGCGAUGACCAACCUCCCCGGGAUCAUUGUCCUGUACUUCGCUCAGUCUCAGCUCAUUCAGGUCUUCUUCUUCCGCCUCAACCUGGUGAUCACCCUACUGGGCCUCGUUCAUGGCCUGGUCUUCCUGCCUGUACUCCUCAGCUACUUCGGACCAGGCAUUAAUUCUGCUGCAUUCCUGCAACGAGAGAUUACGAAGGACCCCCUGGCAGAUAAGGCAGACGUUGACGGUUGCUUUCACAACUUUGGCUAUAAGGGAUCUGUUGACCACUCAACAACGCAGUGUAAUGGGUCAGCGCCGACAGAGGAAGAUACAGUGCCUCGAGACAGAGACGCUUCGUUGGAGAAAGGAUCUGACUCGGCAGGAAAUUGUACAGAUGCUGUCACUUCAUGUUAACGCCUACUUCUGUUCAGAGACAAAGGUGGAGCUGUGUGGGAAAUAGAACUAGGUCGCCAGCUCUCACUGCUGGUCGCGGACCACCACGGCAGGAGCCCUGAGCAUUCCUCACAUCCCCCUUCAAACCACCCAGCUGUUGGCAUCCCCCGGUGGAAAUCUGCCACUGUUUUAAAUUGUCCCCGUGUGCGGGCCGAAUCCCCGGGUAUUCCCGGUCCACAGACGCAACGCGGAUCUACCUCGGCCCCCGAGAUCCUUGGGAUCCGGUCCGAAAGGAAUCCCGAGCCCCAACCACCAUCCACCACCUCCACUUCCUUGCAUAGCCCGAAUGACAGACACAUCCACUCAGCCGACCGUCGCUAAAGCCGGGUGGCAUCACAAUGGCAUAAAGGAGGCGUUGUGCCCUUAGCGCAGCUGCUUGCCAUGAGCUGUCCAAAUAACCCGCGCUCCGGCCUGACACACCCCCACAACUUCCCUGCGAAUGCGUCCACCCGCUCCCCAACCCCGUUGUACUUCCCAAAGUUCCCAAGCGAAUUAGUCUCCCCGCCAGCUUACUGAUAUACUCCCUCAACUCAUGUCAGACUCAUAGAGGUCUGCAGCGUAGAAACAGGCCCAGUUUUCGUGACUGAUCGAGUCCCAUUCGCCUGCGUUUAGUCCAUAUCCCUCCACAUUUAUCCCGUCCAAAUGUUUCUCAAAUGACAAAACUCGGCAGGGCCUCCGGCAGCCUGUUCCAGACACUCACCACCCUCUGUGUGAGCCCUCUGGACCCUGUUAUAUCUCUCCCCUCUCACUUAUGUCCUCCAGUUUUACACUCCCCUACCCUGGGGAAAAGCUGUCGGCUAUCCCCCUUAUCUGCGCCCUUCAUGGUUUUAUGAACCUCUUUAAGGUCACCCUUCCAACUCUAACUAACUCGAACCUUCUGGGAGAUCUUUCCUGCACUCUUUCUAGGUUAAUAAUAUCAGGGGGAACAGAACCGAGCGCGGUCUUCCACAACUGCCCUGUACAGUCACAACACGGCCCCCCCGACUCCCAUACUCAACGCACUAGCCAAUGAAGGCAAGCGUACCAAACGAACGCUGAAUGAACUGCAGACGCUGUGAAUCAGAAACACAAAUAUAAAUUACUGGAAAAGCUCAGCAGGCCUGGCGGUGGGGUGCGAAGAGAAAUCAGAGCUGGCGUUUCGGGUCUGGUGACACUUCCUUAGAACUUUUGCGAUCAAAUCUCCCCUCAGCCUACUCGCGCUUGUCUCCAGACACUUUUGCAGCCCCCAGAUCCACCAUUCCCGCCAUGCUGUAAUGACCUUCCUGAGGUUUGGUGAAUUGGAUGCAGUGCUCCGGAAGAGGCCGCAGUGUUUCGAAAACGGUUGCAGAAGUGUUUUGUUUUUAAAAAAGCAGCUGUUGUCUACCCGAAAACUCGCCCACGAAGGAUUCCACGCUUCUGCGUUUAGCGACACUUUGCGUGGUGGGGUCAGAGGUCAGCGCUGAUGCCUCACGGCGCCAGGGACCCUUGUUCAAAUCGACCCUUAGGGCAACUGUCUGAGUGCAGAGUUUGCAAGUUGGCCCCGUGUCUGCGUGGAUUCCUCGGGGGGCUCCGGUUUCCUCCCACACUUUGUACAGGUUACGGUGGGUUGGCCGUGCUAAAUUACCCAUAGUGCCCAGGGAUGUGCAGGUUAGGGUGGAUUGGCCGUGUUAAAUUACCCAUAGUGCACAGGGAUGUGUGGGUUAGGGUGGGUUGGCCGUGCUAAAUUACCCAUAGUUCCCAGGGAUGUGCAGGUUAGGGUGGAUUGGCCGUGCUAAAUUACCCAUAGUUCCCAGGGAUGUGCAGGUUAGGGUGGAUUGGCCGUGCUAAAUUACCCAUAGUUCCCAGGGAUGUGCAGGUUAGGGUGGAUUGGCCGUGCUAAAUUACCCAUAGUUCCCAGGGAUGUGCAGGUUAGGGUGGAUUGGCCGUGCUAAAUUACCCAUAGUUCCCAGGGAUGUGUGGGUUAGGGUGGAUUGGCCGUGCUAAAUUACCCAUAGUUCCCAGGGAUGUGUGGGUUAGGGUGGGUUGGCCGUGCUAAAUUACCCAUAGUUCCCAGGGAUGUGCAGGUUAGGGUGGAUUGGCCGUGCUAAAUUACCCAUAGUUCCCAGGGAUGUGCAGGUUAGGGUGGAUUGGCCGUGCUAAAUUACCCAUAGUUCCCAGGGAUGUGCAGGUUAGGGUGGGUUGGCCGUGUUAAAUUACCCAUAGUGCACAGGGAUGUGUGGGUUAGGGUGGGUUGGCCAUGCUAAAUUACCCAUAGUGCACAGGGAUGUGUGGGUUAGGGUGGGUUGGCCGUGGGGAACACAGGGUUGACGGGGUGAAUCUGGGUGGGAUGCGCUUCGAUGGGCUAGCUCCCACACUGUCGGCAUUCCCUGAUACACAUCGCAGGCAUAUGCUGCUUUAGCUCAGGGCCUCGGUCUCAGCCUAUGUCGGGGGAGAAAGGGGGUGAUCAGGUGAGUCUCCACUUUAAUAGUCAUCAUCUACACAACAACUGACCCUCGCCAGCCCUGGGCCAGGCUGCUGGCUUAACACUAGUGUGAGGCAACCGGGGACAGGCAAUAAAUGGUGAGCCAAUAAAUACCCUGAUUGUUAAAGGAGUGGGGAACGAGAGAUCUGCUUCGACGCGGCCCGUUAGCUGCGGGUCACCCUGAAUCGGCAAGGCGUUGGGCGUUCGGCUGGGAAUUUCCUUCACUUCCCUUUAAAAACAAGAAAGUGAGGGUUGGGUGGGCAGGGUGCGUGCUGGGUCCCGUCGAGGCCCAGCUGUCAAAAAUGGCGGGUGACAGCAAGAGAGUGGUGGCCGUGGAAACCGCAAGGCAAGAUGACUUGCUCCCUGUCUGGUCUCCCUCCCCACUUCGGCUUCCGAUUAAAGAAGUGACUGUUUCCUCAGACGUGAGGAGGGGAAAAUAACGCAGAAGUGUCCAAAUUGUUGGGUCGGCGAUCGUUCCUCCCUUUGACCCUGGCGUUGGCGUGCUGCCGUUUCGGUCCUUUCUGAACGUGUUCUGUUCUCAGUCGCACUGCAGCGGUUACUCGUGGCCUGCACAGAACAGAAAGGAACACGGCCAUCGACAGCUCCGGGGUUUAUAUCGUCGUUUGGGAGUGACACCCACGCGUUGCGCCCCGGUAAAACAUGCACGGAGGUUUGUCCCUGCCCGUUGGGAACAAAGCCUUUCUCCACCUGCCGGUGAAGUUAAAACCGCGCCGGGAGAGGGGGUUGCUCUGCAGUCCCAGGAGGAGGAGGCCAUUCUGCCCCACGAUCCUCCGUGCACACUCAGUCCAGGUGAAGACACACCCGGGCCUUAACCCUAGCUCUGGCCUGGCCAUUCAGGAAGACCUGAUGACUUGGGUUCAGAAAUUUCCAGCGGCGUGGAAGCAUAUUUCAAUUGGGAACAGGAGGAGACACAGAGGGGAAGAUUCUGUACUAUUUUGGCGAUCCUCUCCUCAGUUACGGUGACCAGAACUAAGUCCAUUCCCCAGAAUCAAACCUGGGUCUUUUAAGACUCCUAUCAGCUCUGACUCCUUGAGGCAAAAAAGGCUUGACGUCCCCGAGCUGCCUUGAAUAUUUUUUUGUUUUGAUCUGCUCCCGCAUCAUCUCCAAAGAUCGCUCAUUUCCCUGUAUCUUUGCCUUCAGAAAGUAAUCAGAUUGACUGUCUUUGGUUCUAAAGCCAACUUGCCCAUCAAACUCUGUCAGUGACAGCUUUGCCCACUCACACCCUCAGGUGAUGUCCCCUGCCAUCCCAUCCCCCUUUGAGAUGGCACCGAACUGAGCUAAUUUGGGCCAGCCCUUCUUCAGGCACCUUGCCUGCCCAUUCGCCAGACGCCAACGGUCAGAUUGCAGACACCAGGCUACUUAACAGGCACGCCCAAAGAAAAAAAAACACUGCUGGAUUGGUCAUUCCCCCUUGUGCCAGUCGCGCCGAAGAGGUGCCAGCCAACAGCUGGUUUUCAACCUUGAAACUUCUGCCCUCCCUCUGAAUAAAAAUGAAACCUUUCGUGAAAAUAUUUAGGCCAAGCUAAUAGCAUACUUUUGCUUUCAACGAAAGGGAUAUUGCUGUAAAGAUCUGCCUCCUCAGGCUCAAUGUCGCCCCUUAAUUCCACUGAGAACCUACCUACUGCUCAGGAAACAUUCAACGAGGCAGCUUCACUGGGCCCAAGAAUUCCGCGGAUUUGCAAACCCUUCGGGUGAAGAAGUUCCUACUCAGCUCAGUCCUAAAUCUGCUCCCCCUCGUUCUAGUUUCACCCAUCAGUGAGAACACCCUCUGUGUUCCUACCCUCUCCCUUCCCUUGUAAUUUUAUACGUUUCUAUAAGAUACCACCCUGCCCCCACAAUUCCUCUAAAUUCCAACAAGUAUAGUCCCCAAGGUGCUGGGGAGUAGUGUGACUUACCAACUGGGCCUCAUGUCCCACCAAAAUGGAAACUUAUCAGACUUUUGCUAUUCUAUUCGCCAUUUUAUUUCGCCCAGCAGAGCUACAUUCUACUCAUGGAGGAGACCGGGGCUAGACUGAGCCAGUAAACGGUGAGAAUGUACUCUGAGUAGAUGUGGUUAGUCUGUAAGCCUUUGUGCGAUCCUGCUCGUGGUGCCCACGGCGAUGCAAACGCAUGGCUGUUCUCUCCGUCUCUCCUCUCCCCAUCCCACAGGCCCCAAGUAAGAGACGCUGCUUAAGCCAUGGGUACAGCGGGCGCCAUGAACUCUGUGUCACAGGAAUCCGCUCCCAAUUGGUAAAUCUGCUGCCUCGACCCCUUGUCUCUGUGGACGCUGUAAAGGAGAGAGAGAGAGUUACAGUCCUACUUUAAAAAAGGGCAUCGAUGCAACUGGCUUCCAGAAGUAGUGGCAUGUGGUUGCUGUGUGGGGCAGGAUGAUACGGAGGUGAAAUCCCAUGUGGAGAGGCAGCCGAGUGGCUGGAGAAGGUGGAUACACAGCGGUGGCCGUGGCUCUGUGGCUCGAAGAGGUCAAGUGUUCGAAUCCCACUCUGCAAUUCCCAAAACCAUCACAGCUGGGGGGUGGGGAAGAAGUGGGCACUGUUUCUCCACAGGAAGCUCUUCCUAGUGUCGUAACAACAAGAACCAAUUAAAUA